UUCUAGAAUAUGAAACCGUUUGUAUGAUAGGAUCCGGUUCGUUCGGUACGUGCUUCAAAGUUAGAAACCGAACUACUGGAAAGUAUUAUGUUUGGAAGACUAUAAAAUAUGGAACAUUAUCACAAGAACAGAAGAAGGUGUGACGGAGAAACUGUUACAUAAUUCAAAAUAGUUCCAAUAUUUAGAUUUUAGUGUCCGUGUGAUUGCAAACUCAGUUUCCACACGCCCUAAUGAUUUCCACGGGUCUCGAAUAUAAAUAUCCGUAGGAACGACGAUACUAUGAACAAUUGAAUUGUGUUUGAAAUCAUGAACUCGAAUGUAGAUGCCCUAUAGCACAAAUUUAGCGAGUUUGUUAACAUUGUACCUUGGCGUUUUGGGAUCUGCUAAUAAUUUCAGAUAUUCUACAUAUUUUGUUAGUACCAAAAAUGUAAUUUCGUAAUAUCGUGUAAGUGUGGGUCAGUGGGUAAGAGCUACACUGUAGAGACAAAGGCCCGAAGUUCUGUAGUCGAUAAGACUGUAGAAACGUUAGAGGAACUGUGGUGCCCAAAACUUUUCGUAGUAAUAAAGUGUGAUAAUUUCUUAAUUUUGUCUGUCUCAGUUCCAUGAAUGUACUAUUUUUGCUGCAGUGGUGAACCACAAAUCUAAAACUUACAACGUACAUGUUGUAAAAUAAAAUUUAAUACAGUGUACAUUCCAUAUUAAAGGUGAUUUGCAGAGUUGGGAGAGGGAAGUAACUACAUCACCAGACAAACUGAUGUUACAAGAUGUAUCAGGCUAUGUCACCACUGUAUUUGGCAGAAACUGGUGGCUUGGGUGCAGAUAUCCUGUGGAUGUUCUCAAGAAAGUAAAUCCAUUUACUCCGACAGGGAGAACAUACAUUCUUAAUGAAAGUGAUGUAAAACAAACCCAGUCGGCUUUAUUAAAAUGUAGUCUGUGAAGUUCCAAGACAAUUUAUUGGGAAACUGCUUUCAACUCAAAACUUAAUUUUUGUCUCAGCGCCUUGUCUCCGAGGUGAAUUUAAUGAGCGGCCUACAUCAUCCAAACAUUGUCGAGUACCAUGAUCGCAUAAUUGAUAAAACUUCAGCUACUUUAUAUAUAAUAAUGGAAUGGUGCCCAGGAGGUGACCUCUCUGUACUUAUAACAAAAUGUAUAAAGAGGAAUUUAUCACUAGACGAAGGAUUUAUAUGGCGUGUUCUCUAUCAGAUAGCACGCGCACUUCAAGCGUGCCACUCCCAGCUUCCAUCUGGAACAUUGUUGCAUAGAGAUGUGAAACCAGCAAAUGUCUUCUUAGAUUCAGAUAACAAUGCAAAACUUGGUGAUUUUGGGUUGGCACGUAUUCUAAAUAGUGACAGUAGCUGUAGUCAGACAUUUGUUGGCACACCUUAUUACAUGAGUCCUGAGGUUAUAAUGGGUGGCACAUACAGCAAAAAAUCUGAUGUGUGGUCGCUUGGGUGUAUUGUUUAUGAACUUUGUUCCCUCAGGCCGCCUUUCAAGGGUUCAAAUAUCAAACACUUAGCUCAGAAAAUCAUUGCAGGAAGGUUUCCAAGAAUUCCAGCACACUAUUCUGAAGACCUCCAAAACAUAAUUUCACUAAUGCUAAGUUCUAAGCCCUGUGAUCGCCCAACAGUUGAUGUUUUAAUUCAGAAUCCUGUUGUUCUUUCCCAUGUCAUUCAAGAUUGCAUUAAUGCAAAGUUAUCUGUACCUAAAAGUCUUCAAACUCUGGAAAAUCCAUGUGAAACAACUGAAAAGGUUAAAGUAUUCCUACAAAAUAACAUUGCAGCUGCCAAUCUUGCUGACGUUCAGGUGAUACCAAAUGACAGUUUCUCAAAAGGCUUUGACUAUAAGUUUCAGGACAUAUUGUCAAAAAAACUGGAGGAGCUCAAAAGAAAAGAGGCAGCAUUACAGUUAAAAGAGUUUGCAGUUGCUGAAAGAGAACGAGCUGUUCAAAAGAAAGAGAGAGAUUUGUACACAGCAACAACAGCUGAAGGAAGGUUUAUGACUGAGGGAAAAAGUCAGCAUAAAUAUCGUGAUGUUAAGUUGACAGCAUGGAAGCAGAAAACUCCACACUUGUACCAUAUACCUAUGAAGAAUGAAGACACUUCUUUCAGUGCAGACACAGGUGACACAAGUAUCCUUCCAACUUCUGCAAAACUGAUUGCAGAUGCUAAAGAAUGUUUCAUAAAAAAACCAAAUGAAAGGAGAGUUCAUUUUGAUACUGUACCAAUACUGGAUGCUGUUGAGUAUACAUUUUAUGACAGAAGUAGUACCCUUUGCAUUAAGAAGCCUGCAAUUGGUAAAACUAACGAACAUAUGCAUUCUGAAACUGCUGGUUGCAUCAGCAAGAAAAAUGUAUUGCACAGAAAGUCCUCUGCUCAGGUUCUCCAAAAUGUUGACAAUAUCAACCAGAAUAAUGUGGACAGUUCACAUAGGCAUGUAUUCAGCCAGUGGAAGAAGGCAGGUACCAUUCCCCGGACAGGGAGGGGUAAUUGUUCAAAUAAGGAAAAUAAGCAUCCUACAGUGUCUUCUGCUCAAAAUACAGUUGAAUUGCCUGUGGAUGAUGUUCUUACCAAGAAAUUCAGUUCAGUGGUAAAUUUCAGAUGAAUUCUUAUAGUGGAGAAUGAGUGGUAUGGUCUCAUGUAUUAAACACACAUAAAAAACUUAGUACCUGACUAGUUUGUAGCUAAUCAAAUUAACAUGGGGAUAGUUGAUCAAUAAAAUUAUUUUAUUC
This is a messenger RNA of Schistocerca americana (American grasshopper), 2728 nucleotides long. RefSeq names its product serine/threonine-protein kinase Nek2-like. Gene Ontology annotation, molecular function: ATP binding; protein kinase activity. Gene Ontology annotation, biological process: protein phosphorylation. The record is from RefSeq and is a predicted model, not a curated record. Bases 1021 to 2601 code for a protein of 526 amino acids. The transcript is spliced from 7 exons. NCBI's taxonomy places the organism in Eukaryota, Metazoa, Arthropoda, Insecta, Orthoptera, Acrididae.